AUGUUGCCUAAGGAGUAUGCCCGGAAGAGGAGGAAGAGGAAAGAACUGGAGUUUGGAAUGGCUCUUUCUCAGGGAUCACACCUCAUUAGACAUCGGAUCAUCCACACAAUAGAGAAAUUACAUAAAUGUGAUGUAUGUGGCAGAGUCUUUAGUCAUAAUGCAAAGCUUGCAACCCAUCAGAGAAUUCAUGCUGUGGAGCAGCCUUACAAAUGUAAUGAGUGUGACAAAACCUUUAACCAAAACUCACACCUUGCUGCUCAUCGGAGGGUUCAUACUGGAGAGAAACCUUAUGAAUGUAAUGAAUGUGGUAAGGCCUUUAGUCAAAAACCAUAUCUUCAAGUUCAUUGGUGAAUACAUACUGGAGAGAAACCUUUCAAAUGUAAUGAGUGUGGCAAGUUCUUCAGUCUAAACUCACACCUUACAAGUCAUCAAAAUUCACAUCUUAAAGCGAAACCUUUCAAAUGUAAUGAAUGUGGCAAGGCCUUUAGUCAAAAAUCACAUCUUCGAGUUCAUUGGAGAAUACAUACUGGAGAGAAACCAUACAAAUGUAAUGAAUAUGGCAAGGUGUUUAGUGGGAAAUCAAACCUUGCAGUUCAUAAGAGAAUUCAUACUGGAGAGAAACCUUUCAAAUGUAAUGAGUGUGGCAAGUCCUUUAGUGUAAAGGGAAACCUUUUAAGUCAUCAGAGAGUUCAUACUGGAGAGAAACCUUACAAAUGUAAUGAAUGAGGCAAGGCCUUUAGUCGAAAAUCACAUCUUUGA
Molecule: messenger RNA, 759 nt
Organism: Physeter macrocephalus (sperm whale)
Lineage: Eukaryota; Metazoa; Chordata; Mammalia; Artiodactyla; Physeteridae
Product: zinc finger protein 83-like
Exons: 4
Biological process (GO): regulation of transcription by RNA polymerase II
Molecular function (GO): RNA polymerase II cis-regulatory region sequence-specific DNA binding; DNA-binding transcription factor activity, RNA polymerase II-specific
Source: RefSeq, a predicted model, not a curated record